Messenger RNA from Triticum urartu, 1994 nucleotides. Lineage: Eukaryota; Viridiplantae; Streptophyta; Magnoliopsida; Poales; Poaceae. The record is from RefSeq and is a predicted model, not a curated record.
UGCUGGAGUUGUACUCUAUAUGGACGAAGUCCGUGCCUACAACUACUACAAGCUAGCACACGAAAAAAGCAAGCAGGCAAGAAAGAAUAACAAUAUGUCCGUCAAGCAUCUCCGGACGCCUACCGCCGGACCCGGGCGACGCCUCCACUUGCCGGUGCUGCACCUCGUUCCCGGCCUCCUCCUGCUGCUGCUCUCGCACUUGGCGUCGGCGUCGGCGUCGACGAUGGUCACCCACCUGCCAGGAUUCGAUGGCCCUCUCCCCUUCUACCUCGAAACCGGAUACGUGGGCGUGGAGGAGGAGACAGGGACGGAGCUCUUCUACUACUUCGCCGAGUCGGAGCGGAGCCCCGGCACGGACCCCGUCAUCCUGUGGCUCACCGGCGGGCCUCGCUGCUCGGGCUUCACCGGCUUCGCCUUCGAAGUUGGCCCCGUAAAGUAUGUGCUGGCGCCGUACACCGGCGGUUUGCCGCGGCUGGUACAGAACCCGCUGUCAUGGACCAAGAUGGCGAGCAUCAUCUUCCUGGAUUCGCCGGUCUGCUCGGGCUUCUCGUAUGCUCGUGACCCCAAAGGUUGCGAUGUCGGAGACUACUCAUCCUCUCUGCAAGUCCAAAGAUUCCUGAAUAAGGUGACGAUCGAGCUGUCCCAGUGCAAUAAUUCAGUACUACUUCCCCGCAAUAAUAAUAAUAAUAAUAAUAAUAAUAAUAAUAAUAAUAAUUCAGUACUACUGAGUACUGACCUCUCAAUGGCUGGCUGUCUAUGCGUGCAGUGGUUCACUGAUCACCCACAGUACCUUUCAAAUCCUUUCUACCUUGGAGGAGAUUCAUACGCGGGAAAGGUGAUUCCGCUUAUUGCACACUACAUGUUACAAGGAACUGAAAAAAGGGAGCAGCCUCUUAUUAAUCUCAAGGGCUACCUGAUCGGUAAUCCUAUAACAGACCCAAAGUUUGAUAAAAAUUUCCGAGUUCAAGGGGCUCAUGGCUUUGGGAUAAUAUCUGACCAAAUAUAUGAGGCUGCAAUGAAAAACUGCAAAGGGAAUUAUGUAAUCCCCGAGAAUCAACUGUGUGCUGAGGUGCUAGAAACUGUAGACAAUCUCAUCUCUGAAAUCGCAGAUGGACACGUCUUGUACAAAAAAUGUGUCGUCGCCACGCCAAAGCCCAUAGAUGAUGCUACAAGAAGAAAAUUUCUGCUAGAAGAAUCAAUCGAGCCAAAUGAAGCGCCUGGCCGACCUACCGUCGAUUGUUUUACAUACGGUUACUACCUGGCAUACUUCUGGAUGAAUAACAAGAUGACUAGAGAAGCUCUCGGGAUCAAGGGGGGAACAGUUGGUGAGUGGGUGAGAUGCAAAAAAGAACUCCCCUACACACAGGACAUGCCAAGCAGCAUACCGUACCAUCUUAAUCUCACCACGCGAGGUUACCGUGCACUCGUGUACAGCGGAGACCAUGAUCUCAUGGUGCCUCAGCUCAGCACGCAGGCAUGGAUAAGAUCCUUGAAUUUCUCCAUCAUCGAUGACUGGAGGGCAUGGCAUCUCGACGGUCAAGCUGCAGGGUUAUUUCGUCGGACUCUCUUUUUUUUCACUUCGGCAUGCACAAACAAGAGCUUCAUGACAUGUGCACUAUCUUUUCUUAUGAGCAACAUACCGUUUCUAUUUUGCAGAUUUACCAUCGCAUAUGCGAACAAUUUGACAUUUGCAACAGUAAAGGGUGGUGGUCAUACCGCUCCAGAGUACCAACCUGAAGAAAGCUUUGCCAUGGCCCGAAGGUGGCUUGACAAUGAGCCACUCUGAUGCUUUUACCCCACAAUUCUUUCUCUCUUAACAAAAAUCCUUGUAUAUUUAAUUUGCAUCUCUCCACUUGUAAAGAUGCACUCAAUAGUGCUGGUCCAUAAAAACGCCUUACAUUUUGAGACGGAGGUAGUACAUCAAACACUAUUCUUUUUCUCUUCAUUGUAAGAAUGUUCUUGUGUGGGGCAUAAAUACAAUUCCCUUAAGAUCA